Anoplophora glabripennis (Asian longhorned beetle) is the source of this 2466-nucleotide messenger RNA. RefSeq names its product matrix metalloproteinase-14 (gene Mmp-1). The transcript has 8 exons. The record is from RefSeq and is a predicted model, not a curated record. Gene Ontology annotation, biological process: proteolysis; collagen catabolic process; extracellular matrix organization. The coding region runs from base 263 to 1999 and encodes 578 amino acids. Gene Ontology annotation, cellular component: extracellular matrix. Lineage: Eukaryota; Metazoa; Arthropoda; Insecta; Coleoptera; Cerambycidae. Gene Ontology annotation, molecular function: zinc ion binding; metalloendopeptidase activity.
CGCUUGGUUUUGUGCUGCCGCGGUGUCCCUCGCACACUAGACCAGACCAAUCGUUUCAGUAAAUCUCUGAAAGUCAGUACAUGAUUGAUCCAGUUUGGUCUGAGGACUGCGAUUUAUUUCGGAUGUGCGAGAAGAGAACGGCUCAAAUAGUCCACGGUUGCGCUUGUUAUCUGGGCAGACAGGUAGACGAUAGCACGUGCCCUGAUAAGAUAUCAUCUCGUCCCUAAACAGUCAGUUCUAGCGAGAGAACGAUCGCGACACGAUGCACCCAGUUACAGUUUCCGUUUUUUCGAUACUUCUGUGCCUUUUGAGAUGCGCGAAUUCAGCGCCCAGUGAUAGCAGUGCCCUGAUAUAUUUAUCUCAGUAUGGCUACAUAUCAGCUUCCAGAGGGAAUUCUAGUCAACUUUUAGAUGAAAGGAGCUACAAGAAGGCGAUAGAAGACUUCCAGUCCUUUGCUGGAAUAGACGUUACAGGGCAACUAGAUCCGGUUACAUUAGAGACCAUGACUUUACCAAGAUGUGGAGUAAAAGAUAAAGUUGGAACAGGAGACAACAGAGCCAAAAGAUACGCUUUACAAGGUAGCAGGUGGAAGGUGAAAGACCUCACCUACAAAAUUUCCAAAUAUCCAGGCAAACUAAAGCGCGGGGACGUUGACAAGGAAAUUCAGAGAGCCUUCAACGUGUGGAGCGGAUACACCGAUCUCACUUUCACCCCAAAAAGCGGCCAAGUCCACAUAGAAAUUAGAUUUGAAACGGGCGAACACGGUGACGGCGAUCCGUUCGAUGGACCAGGUGGUACCUUGGCUCAUGCCUACUUCCCAGUCUUUGGAGGUGACGCCCAUUUCGACGCUUCAGAGAGUUGGUCGAUAAACAGCUACAGGGGCACCAACUUAUUCCAAGUAGCAGCUCACGAGUUCGGACAUUCCUUAGGAUUGAGCCAUUCCGAUGUCAGACAAGCUCUGAUGGCGCCUUUCUACCGAGGCUACGACCCCCUGUUUAGCUUGGACACGGAUGACGUAGAGGGUAUUCAAGCCUUGUAUGGGAAGAAAACGAAAAAGGACACCCCUUCAUUUGACGAUGAUAAUGACGACCAAGAUGGAGAAUUCGACGAAAGCCCUAGCAAUGAAAAGAAAACACCAGCACCACCAUCAGUUGACCAAAGUCUGUGCGCCGAUCCUAAAUUUGACACCAUAUUCAAUUCUGCGGAAGGGUACACCUAUGUGUUCAAAGGGGACAAGUAUUGGAGGUUGACAGAAGAAAGCAUAGCUCCAGGUUAUCCGAAGAAGAUCUCAGAAACCUGGCCUGGACUCGAAGGUAACAUCGAUGCUGCCUUUACUUACAAGAACGGGAAGACUUACUUCUUCAAGGGAUCUAAAUACUGGAGGUACAAGGGUAGGAAGAUGGACGGUGACUACCCCAAAGAAAUUUCCGAAGGAUUCACAGGUAUUCCCGACAAUUUGGACGCAGCUUUGGUAUGGAGUGGCAACGGAAAGAUUUACUUCUACAAGGGAAGCAAGUUCUGGAGGUUCGAUCCAUCUCAACGCCCUCCUGUCAAGAGCACAUAUCCCAAACCGAUUUCUAACUGGGAUGGAGUUCCAGACAAUCUAAAUGCCGCCUUCCAGUGGACCAACGGUUACACGUACUUCUACAAGGGCAAUGCUUAUUACAGGUUCAAUGACAGGGCGUUCGCAGUGGAUGUCACAAAUCCACCUUUCCCCAGGUCGACCGCUUACUGGUGGUUCGGCUGCAAGAGUGCGCCCGCUGGAACCAUCGGAACUAGUGAGUCUAGAGGGUGGUUAGUUGGUGAAGAGAGCUCUAGUCGAUCUCCUUGGGAUGAUAUGGUUAAUGAUAUGGAUACAGGUGAUCUACAAGACCAUUCUGAUUCUCCAUUAGGGUUAUAUGGCGGCGACGGCGAAAAUUCCAGUAGUCGAAUUGCGAGUCCACUAACUGUAACGAUACUAGUGACGCUAACGGCGACGUUUCUAACUAGUGUAUUAUAGAAAUAUCGAAGUGUUCCAUUUUCGUUUUAUAAAUGAAAAUCGCUUUGACUGAGACUUUAACCAAUGUGUGAUGUCCACUGUAUGUUUAAGAUUGCUUAAUUUUAGUUAAACAAACCGAUGAUCUACCAUUGAACUUAAAAACAUGUAAUUUAUUUUAUGUUCGUUUAUUUUAGUACUUAUUGAAUUGUUGUUAAAUAUGAAACGUUUGUUUGUAUAUAUAUAAAAAAAUUGUUUUAAUGUACGUAGUUAGUUUUGAAUAUAAAACUGAAAAAUGAAUAAAAAGAGAAGUAUCGUAAUUUAAGGAAAUUGAUAAUUUUUACAAAUUUUGAUGGUAUUAUAGAUAUUGUUAUUAAGACCAUGCAACUAUACAUCUGGUACAUAUCUGACAUUUUAGGUUAGAUAAGUUCUACAAAAAUUGUGCUACCACAAUCUGUCUAAGCAAUAAAUUAUAUUUUAUAAUUUGUGAA